GGCCGGCGAAUGGUGCAUUGACGCCAACUGAAAGCAGCGCUACAGGUGAAUGUGAAAUGGAUCUACCCGAUGCUGGAUCUCCCUUCGAAAAGCUGCCAUCGGAGCUCAUUUUCUCCAUUUUUGAUUAUCUUGAGCUCAAGUCGCUGAAGGCAGUUUCACUAACAUGCCAUCGGUUGGAGCAAAUGUUUGCCGACUACAGUGCCCGCCGGUUUGUGGUGCGAAUCCGCGAGAAACGAAAGAGCUAUGCAUUCUUUCCGCCGUUGAUUGAAAUUGCUGAUAAGGUGGAGGCGGCAACCAAAUUGCUGAAUAGGACUAAACGUUGCUACCGGCGUGUUCAUCUCGAUGUGCAGUAUCAGCCAACGGCUGAUAGUAUCGAGCAUAUGCAAGCUGUGCUCGACAAGCUUUUCGCAGUACGGUUGAUGCAGCAACUGACCGUGCUGAAGCUUGAUUUGCCGGCCGGUCCGGAGAAAUUGGCCGUACAGCUGUCGGAUGCAGUGUCAAUGCUAGACACUCUGCAGGAGCUAGCCAUCAGCUACGAACAAAGUGAUAAUCAAUCCAGAUUCAGCCAACUGUACAUUGUGAAUCGUUCACUGCACAAGCUGGUGCUGAACUGCGUUUGGCCCGGCAGGAUCAAUUGCCCCAAUAUGCAGAGCCUGGAAGUGUUGGCGUAUAUAGACGUGUGGUACAUGAUAGGCGAACAGUAUGCACUGCAUGGUGACGCAGAACCGUACUGGAAGCUGAAACAUCUGAGGGAGCUGGUCAUGGCGACACGCCUUUGGUAUUGUCCGUUGAACCAUUACUUACAAAAAACAGAAUCCUAUAAAGGCGUAUUUUGUCAACAGUUGACCCAGCUUAAAAAAUUACGACUUUUUCACAGUUGCACGGUAACAGAUAAGGUGCUGAAGGCCAUCUGCGAAUCGUGCGUCCAUUUGGAGCACCUGUCGUUCACGUUAAUGUACAUUUCCAAUCCGGAUUCGUUCCGCUACAUCUCGAACCUAACCAACUUACGACAGUUGUCAAUUGAGACCUACAUUAAAGGUCUAUCGUUCGCUGGCGUUCGCUUGCCCCACCUCAAAACGCUUCUGCUAGGCAAUGUUAACAUUGACUGGCCAUCGUUAGCGAAAGUUGAAUCGAUUGAGUGGCUCAUGAUUAAACUCAACGUCUCGCAGGUGGUUCCAGCAUGUGAUCUUUUCGCUGGACACAUGCGGCGGUUACGCUUGUUAUGGAUCAAGUUUGAUAUUGAUAUACAACACGAGCGCUAUCGAGAAAUAUUCGCAGCGCUCAGUAAUCUCCCUGCACUGGAAACGCUUACACUACAAAAUGUGUUGCGUUUGGACUGUCUCAAAGAAAUGGUGCCAAUACCACGGCUCACCCGACUCGUUGUAUGCGACAUAUUGCCAAGAUGUAUUUCGGUAUCUCCGGCCGAUGUUGCAAAACGAGUCCCGAAAGUAGAUAGAAUCGAAGUUCCUUGGAUCAAUAAGUUUAACAAAGACAUGAAACUACGCUUUGGAUGCAAUGCUGACUUUUUUCAUUAGUUGUGCCAUGUUGCCUUGACCAUCAGAUUUAUAUGUGAAUUAUGGUUUAUACAAUAUUUAUUAGGGUACCACUAUAUACCAUUAUUUAUUUGUAUUACGAACCCAAAUCGUGGUUUGCUUGUUUAACAUGUUUCAACACACGCUUAACAACUUAAGUGCUGAACUUCUAGAAUAUAUAGAAUGUACUUGUAAAACGGGGAAUUUUGGUUUGAUAAUGGUAAAUGCA
Messenger RNA from Anopheles merus, 1761 nucleotides. RefSeq lists its product as uncharacterized. The record is from RefSeq and is a predicted model, not a curated record. The transcript is spliced from 2 exons. Lineage: Eukaryota; Metazoa; Arthropoda; Insecta; Diptera; Culicidae. Gene Ontology annotation, molecular function: protein binding. The coding region runs from base 57 to 1535 and encodes 492 amino acids.